Ambispora leptoticha is the source of this 1665-nucleotide messenger RNA. NCBI's taxonomy places the organism in Eukaryota, Fungi, Glomeromycota, Glomeromycetes, Archaeosporales, Ambisporaceae. The record is from the annotation of a GenBank genome assembly.
AUGAAUGCUCCUACCACUGAGAAUUCAACGACAAUAUCGACACCACCUCAUAACACGAUAGAGACAGUAAAACGGGAAUUUUUAAACUUUUCGAAACACACUUCCGACACAAAGGAUGAUAAUUCACCAUUUUUAAAGCAUUUAAUUUCUCAGUGUUGGGUCAACUUUAAAAGAUUUUUGGGAUUCGUUGGUCCUGGAUAUUUGAUCUCCGUCGGUUAUUUUGACCCGGGUAAUUGGGCUACGGAUCUCCAAGGAGGUUCUCAGUUUGGAUAUUCACUCCUCUUUAUUAUCCUAAUCUCCAAUUUCAUGGCAAUGUUAUUACAAAGUUUGGCGAUAAAGUUGGGUGUUGUAACUGGCAUGGACCUUGCUCGAGCAUGUCGUUAUUCUUUCCCUCGAUGGUGCAACCUCGUAUUAUACAUUUUGUGUGAACUCGCUAUUAUUGCAUGCGAUCUUGCCGAGGUCAUCGGGAGUGCAAUUGCUCUUAACCUUCUCUUUAAUUUACCUCUUCCAUGGGGUGUGUCAAUAACGGCAUGCGAUGUGAUGAUCGUUCUUUUAAUCUAUAAAGACAAUAGUAUGAAGGCAGCACGAAUAUUGGAAGGGCUAGUGAUGUUCCUAGUAGCUGCUGUAGGAAUUUGUUUUAUUUCCGAAUUGAUAUAUUCCAAACCUGACUCGAUUAUGGUACUGAAGGGUUUUUUACCAAGUUCGGGAAUAUUCACAAAUAAUGAACAAUUGUACGUCUCAAUUGGCAUUAUUGGCGCUACCGUGAUGCCGCAUAACUUAUACCUACACUCGCAUCUGGUUCAAGCACGAAAGCAUCGUGAUCAAGCGAAAUUAGCCGAAGAGUGGCAAGAGGCACUCGAAGCUGGCGACUUCAAAAUAUCAUCUUCGAAAAGAUUAUUUAAGGAAUGCAUUCAGCGAAUAAUGAGACUUUCGAUAUGGGACUCGACAGUCGCUUUAGCCUUUGCACUUUUUGUUAAUUCCGCUAUUCUGAUAGUUUCCGCGGCCAAUUUCUAUUAUACUUCGAAUGAGGUGGGAAGCGUAGCUGAUCUUUUCGACGCAUAUAAUCUUAUCCGUAAAUACCUCGGACCAAUAGCUGGUUUUAUGUUUGGAUUCGCAUUGCUUAUUGCUGGACAGAGUUCGACACUUACUGGUACUAUGGCUGGACAAAUAGUAAUGGAGGGAUUUCUCGGAUUAAAGUUACGUCCAUGGUUAAGAAGGCUAGUGACACGUGGUCUGGCAAUCAUCCCAGCCUUGACUAUUGCGAUAACCAGAGGUAGUAGUGGUCUUAAUGGGAUGCUAGUAGCUAGUCAGGUUGCUCUCAGUAUACAAUUACCUUUCGCAGUAAUUCCAUUAGUGUAUUUUACUAGUAGUAAGAAAAUUAUGAAAAUAGAUUCACGAAGAAUUCAUCAACAAAAUGUUAACAUAACUGAAACAGAAAAAUCAUCACUUGAUAAUGACAACAAUAACAACAAUCCAACUAUUAUCACACCUUCAUCUAAUAUUGAAACAGCAUCUUCCGUCCUUUUUGAACAAUCGCAAUUUAUUGACUUUUCGAAUCCUUUAUGGCUUACCAUUGUUGCUAGUGUAAUUAGUUUUAUUAUUUUGGGUUUAGACUUUUAUUUGGUUAUAAGCACGCUUAAAGAUGCUAUUAGUGGCGAAUCUUAG